Molecule: messenger RNA, 3629 nt
Organism: Manduca sexta (tobacco hornworm)
Lineage: Eukaryota; Metazoa; Arthropoda; Insecta; Lepidoptera; Sphingidae
Gene: HGTX
Product: homeobox protein Nkx-6.2
Exons: 3
Coding region: 363-1076 (237 amino acids)
Biological process (GO): regulation of transcription by RNA polymerase II; cell differentiation
Cellular component (GO): nucleus
Molecular function (GO): DNA-binding transcription factor activity, RNA polymerase II-specific; RNA polymerase II cis-regulatory region sequence-specific DNA binding
Source: RefSeq, a predicted model, not a curated record
GGUGCGGCGCGGCAGGGAGGGGGGCACCACAAAAACUGCGCCCGACUUAAUUAUAAAGAGACAAGAAGCGCCAUCAAAUAGCGAUUCGUUAAAUCUACGCUCUGGUGUUAACACCGCGGAUGUCCCGUCCCUUUCCCGCCCGUACAGAACGAACAAGGACGGGUAUAGUUCGAGCCGAGCGUUUGUUAAGGGGCGGCGUCAAAGAUAUAAGGUUUAGAUUGACUGGGCGUUCUCUAUUCUGUGCUUUUUUGUUUGCGCCGAGAGCUUUUCAUUUGGUGUCGGGUCGCGCUCGCGGGCGCUCGUCGGCCAUGUGUGACUGAGCUCGUGAUGUAUUGACUGUUGGAGGCUGUCGUGUUGUGAACAUGUCGGAGUUGCGAGGAUCGCCGCCGUUGUCGCGGAACGCGCUGGAAAACGGCUUCGGAGCGCCGCUGGCCGCGCUCAGCUCGUUGGCGGAGGCGCCUCCUCCAGCGCCCAACCCUCACGGCAUCGACCACAUCCUGUCGCGGCCGGCGGUAGGAUCCAAUGUUGGUGCCGGGUUGUUGGCCCCGAGGCUGUCGCUGGCCGCGGCGGCGGCUGGCAUGGCGCAUUAUCUGCAGCACAAGCCGCUCUACUGGCCCGGCUUCCAGGGUCUGGUCUCCAAUCCCAUGGCCUGGCGUGACCGGUUGCAAUCUAUGAGCAACGGAGCCCUAAGCGCGUGCGCAGCGCAGUCAGGCGGCAUGGACAAGGAUGGCAAAAAGAAACACACGCGGCCCACGUUCAGCGGGCAGCAGAUCUUCGCGCUCGAGAAAACCUUCGAGCAGACCAAGUACCUGGCCGGACCCGAGCGCGCGAAGCUGGCGUACGCGCUUGGCAUGACUGAAUCGCAGGUUAAGGUAUGGUUCCAAAACAGAAGAACAAAAUGGCGGAAAAAGCACGCCGCCGAGAUGGCAACAGCGAAACGCAAGCAAGAGGAACUCGGCGAGGAGUGCGACGACCAGGAGACGCACGAGAACGACCAGUGCAGCGACGAGGAGGAAGCCAAGCGACCACGGCUCGACCUUCACCACCAGAUGCAUCUACCGCAUCACCGGCAGUGAUCUCUUGUUGGCACCGGCCAGGCCUGUGCUACAGAACUUACGGACAAUGUUAAAGUGAAUGAGUAUUAUAAUGUGUAUGACUAUGGACGGUUCGAGGAGACGCCGUGCGAUCUCUCGUAUGUGAGGAAGUGCGACGAGGUCCCGAGUACCAGCGAGUCAGUGGAUAGUGAACAUACCGAACUUAACGUCGAUGAUAAUCAGCCUAUCAAUUUCGCUUACUAUCAUUUUUAAGUCUUUCUUUGUUUUCUUCUUUUGUAACAACAGGAUUUCUUUAUCUUUCAUUGCUAGUCUGUUAACAGCCGUGUUUGUUAUUUUAUAAGCUAUUUUAUCAAGUUUCAUUUAAGAAGAGGCUAUCAUAAUGAAUUUAUUAUCUUAAUUUUUCUUUCUGGCUCAUCGACAUCUACGAAUAUAACUACAGUUAUUUUAAUGUUAGAGUUAUAGUUGAGUCUGUUUGGAAUACUGAUUAAGAAGAAUAACAUUUACUGAGAAAGAUUUUAGUUGUUACUGUUUAUAAAUAUUGUUCUCUGAAAUUAUAUUUGUUGAAUCAAUUUAUAUAAAAUUAUAUGCUAUUUUUGGUAUAUUAAAUUUGAAAAUAAAACAUAUAAUUAUCUAUCUACAUUCUAGAUGAAUGAUUUUUCAAAUUUUAAAUUAUGUGCAGAAGGAAAAUAAAACUCUACAAUCCUUUUAUAUUUAUAACACCACUUAAAGAUUAAUCAGUAUACUAAACAGAGUUAAAUUGUAAAUAUAUCUAUAUAAGUAGUGAUGUGAUAAAUAAGUAAUUUAUUAUUAAAUUUAGCUUUUACAUCGUACUUUGAAAUAUUGUAAACUUGGAGCUGAUUUUAAAGGGACAGAAGAUAGCUUUGCUGGUGGUAGGAUAUAUUGUAUAUCCGCCCGGAUAGCGACCACCGUUCACAAGGUGUUACAACCCGCUAUAGUGGCCCACGUAAGUGUGUCGCGUUCCGGGAUCAGCCUGUGUAUAUCCGGGUCCAAUAGGCCGGCAUACUUGUGUCAACUGCCGAGGGGUAAUCAUCUCUCGUCAGUCGACAUUCUAUUGGACUCCACUCCACUUACCAUCAGGUGCAUUGAAGUAACUUUGCCGCACAUAUAAAAAAGCACUACAAAAAUAGAUCUAUAGGUUUCUAAAUUAAGAGUCAUAAAUUCUUGAUCCACAUCUUAAAAGUCAUUCAAUGAUACUAAAACCACGUUUUUCUUAAAAUAAUGUAUGCACAAUUGAAAUUUCUUGAUGCCGUCGGAAUAAGAACCAUGACUCUUAUUCGCUUCUUUAUUUUAUUGGCACAGAACGUAAUUUCAUAUCUCAAAUAUUCCUUGGAGAUAAGUUUUAUAUGAUUUGAUAUAUUCCUUUUAAAUCGGCUCCCAUGUGUGGAAUAUACUUCCAGUGCCAAUUAAUCUGAUAGCUACAGUAUGUAAAUAUGUAUGUUUAUCAUAUUUUAAAUACAAUAUUAUAUUUUGCAGAUCAACAUCGAACUAUUUCAAUAAAUUUUUUGAUUGUUUUUUUCUUUGCGUUUCAUCGAAUAGUAACUAAAUUUAAUCUGUUUGCUGCAAUAUAAAACGAGCCUCGUUUUUGACUGCUGUCGAUAGUUACUGAAAAAAAAUUGUCCUACUCAGAUAUUUCUGACAGUUACUAGAAUAAUUUGUGUCGAGAAAUUCAGAAGUUACUGAAACACACUUUGUUUAACCUAAUAAUGACUACAUCAUGGUUCAUUUGCUUUCAAGCCAAUCAAACAUUAUCAAACAACAUCGAAAUAUAUUUUUUCCUAAUAUGUUUAACUAUUCUUGUACAGUUAAAAUUAUUUUACUUAUGUUACUGUAAAUAUAUUAAUUUUAAGGCGGUAAACUAUUUUAUUGAGAUCGAAUGGAAGGCAAUAUGUAUUGUACAUUAUAUUUAAGUGACUGUAAAUAGUUAUUUAAACGAAUUUAACGAAUGUAAUGUAGACUUCACACACUACGAUGCUUGAACAAACAGAUCUUACGACUUUUUGUAUUAGUAACUACAAAAAAUAAUCUAAUAAUAUAUAAUUUAUCACAGUUGGUAACGUUAUAAAACUAUAUAAAAAUUAUCUUUAAUAUUGGCAGAUGGCAAAUUAGCAUACUAUACCGUGAAAAUUUUAUUAGGCGUAGAAUAUCGCUAAUGCAACAAGUCGUAAAUGUUACACUAACAACAAUCAUGUAAGUUAAAAUAUAAAUGAGCUUCGGUAAUAUAAUACGCUUGUAAAUGCACGGAAAAUACAAUUUAUAAAUAGUUAUACGUCGGAAGCUUUGUGAAUAAACCCACCUAAUGUAUUGGUACAUUAAUAUCCCUAGAGAAACAAAAAAGCCUAUUAUCCUAACCAACCGUGUAUUUAUUUUAAAAACAGAAUAAAAAAUAUACUUUUCAAAAGAUACUAAAACUGUUCGAAUUUUGAAUUUUCAUAAGUUCAUUUAAAUCGGUUUCAAAAGUUACUGAAUUGUUUCUCGAGGGAUAGUAACUAACUGCAACUGACUGUUCAUCAGCGUGAGUGAACCUAUGGUUGAAAUAUAUGGUUAGUAAAAAUA